AUGUUUGGUGUGGUGCGAAGGCUGGGUCCACGGCUUCGAGGCGGCCUUAGACCGACGGUGGCAGCCGCUGCCGCUGCGGCUCCAGGCAUGAGCAGAAGAGACGCAAGCUCCCUGAGCUUUAGCCAGGAUGAGCCGCUGCUUCCGUGCGUCUGCAGGGCGCUCCGGAGGCAGAUCCGCUCGCCUCUGAUCGAUGGCGAGCUGCCGAGCCGGGAGCAGACGGGUCGGCGAUUUCACGCGUGCGGUUCGGUGGCGGAGGGUCUUGGAGGCUUCUUUGGUGGCCGGUGCGGUGUCCGCCUCCGUGCCCGCAGAGCUCUGGGCUCUGCAGGACUGGAGGAAGGUGCUGCCGAAGUUGGCAUCUUUGGGUGUGGACAUCCGAAGGUGCACCUGCAAGCUGCAGGCGAGUGA
This is a messenger RNA of Symbiodinium sp. CCMP2456, 405 nucleotides long. The record is from the annotation of a GenBank genome assembly. NCBI's taxonomy places the organism in Eukaryota, Dinophyceae, Suessiales, Symbiodiniaceae.